Messenger RNA from Pseudocercospora fijiensis CIRAD86, 1080 nucleotides. RefSeq lists its product as uncharacterized. Lineage: Eukaryota; Fungi; Ascomycota; Dothideomycetes; Mycosphaerellales; Mycosphaerellaceae. The transcript has 6 exons. Bases 1 to 1080 code for a protein of 359 amino acids. The record is from RefSeq and is a predicted model, not a curated record.
AUGUUACACAAGCGGAGAGCGACUCUGUGGCUCGCGACAGACCACUGUCCAGAGGCUUCUGAAGAUGACACGGAUACAUCUCAACCAGCCCAAGUAGCCAUGACCAAGCCAGGAGCGUUCAGCACGAAGAAGCAGAAGAGUGAAACGGCGUCUCGGAUCAGGACUCUAACUCUCUUGCCGGACAGACUCCACCCAGUACACAAAAGAACCAAUAGUAGCAACCGCAGCAGCGGGAGUGGGGAUAAUGACAACAGCAAGAGCACUACCGACAAGAAGCACCACAAGAAGCCUUACUGGGCUCAAUUUAGGUUCAGAGAUAUGGAGGCUCUUAUUGUCCUCGAUGUCUUGAAAGUUGUUUGCUUUCCAUCCAAACAUCUCUCGCAGACCGGAUCUGCUGACCUGCAUCUGAUAUAUAACUUUAAGUUCAAGCUCAGAGUUCUAGGAAGUAAGCAUAUCGAUCGCGGUAGUGGACAUCGCGAGCGGAUUACAGGCUAUGAGGAGCAGGCCCAGCGAGCGAAGACUGUGCUUACCGCGCAACGCGUUAGCAAAGCGUUCCAGUCCUGCAUUCUGGGCUUCCCAAAGCUACUUUGUCAACUUGGCCUGAAGACUCAUAUUGGAGCACAUCAAGCAACCAGUGUCAACGCCUUGCUUGCCGAGCCGAAGAGACGGAUCGCGCCAUGGUUUUCUACAAUCUCGAUCGGCGGCCUCGAUUGCUUCUAUGUAUACAACAACCAUGCGAGCCUUUCAGUCUUAUUCGAUAUUAGCGAUGCGUAUAAACUUCAAGACACUCUGAAAAACAAUCCAUCCUCAUUACUCAGCAUGUGGCUUCAAUGCCCAAUGCCCGAACAUAAAGCAGAGACCAAGGUCAAAGCUCAAGCCUUGGGAGUGCUGGCAGGCCUCGCUGCGAAUCUGCAGGAAGCGGCUGAAGCGCUUGAGCGUGCCCGAUCUCAAGAGGUUGACUACAAGAUCAAGGUCACUGACUGGCAGGACCCUCUUGAUAAGAGAUUCGAUUGGAGGAAGGGGUUCACUGCGGAGCAGCUUGUGAUGAUCGUUGAGGGCCCGAGGAUCAUAGUCAGCUAG